AUGUCACGUGAGCCAUCUAUUAUAAAUAAUCCAUCAACAAGCGAACCAGAAACGCUGAAAGUGCUCGCAAAAGUGAUCCUACAGAACCAAUCGAACGAUGAAAUAAUCAGUGACGAUGAGGCACGACGACGUCGCGAACAACUCAAUCGACGACCAUCAUAUCGAAUGAUUCUAAAAGAUUUGGAGACAGUAGAUAAACAACUCAAAAAAGAGCCGGAUGAACAGAGCGUUGCUUCCGUGGUUAUUCAGCCAUCUGCAGAAUCAGUGGAAACAGUUCGAUCACAGAUGUCUCUAAGACAGGAUCCCAAUGCUCAGUUAUCGGAGCAACAAGCAAUCUCUUCUCGACUUGAACAAGUUCAAUACAUUACACCUUCCGGGUUGACACGUCUGCAUACAACGAAUGGCAAUCUAACACUGAAUUCAGCAACACUUACCAACAUGCAUAAUGUUGGAGCAGCAGGUAUGAUUGGACAGUAUUCACCAGUUGCUACUGUCGCAGCAGCGGCUGCAGCUGCAGCGGCUGCUGCGUCACGAGCAAGUACCAGUACAUCAAAAAAUGCACAGGAAUUAGGCCAGACGGCAGGAUCAUCAUCGGGACCAGUUCCAGGGAUGCUGCCAGUAAAUGCCGAAGUUUUGGGUCUCAAAACGAUGAGUGCUGGUGGUGAUGGUCAGCAGCAACAAUAUGUCCCAUCAAAUCAAGGAACUAGUCAAGAUUGGCAAUCUACUGUGAUCUCCGGUUACACAUCAUCUCCAUCACCGCUUGGUAUGGCUGGUGGCAGUCGAACAGCCACCGAAAGUGAUGAUAGCACACGGAAAAGACAAGUACGGCUGUUGAAGAACAGAGAAGCAGCAAAAGAAUGCAGGCGGAAGAAAAAGGAAUACGUCAAAUGUUUAGAAAAUCGUGUUGCUGUUUUGGAAAAUCAAAAUAAAGCAUUGAUUGAAGAGUUGAAGACGUUGAAGGAAUUGUAUUGCAGGAAAGAGAAAAGCGAAAUAUAA
Molecule: messenger RNA, 996 nt
Organism: Brugia pahangi
Lineage: Eukaryota; Metazoa; Nematoda; Chromadorea; Rhabditida; Onchocercidae
Source: the annotation of a GenBank genome assembly